AAAUGAGUCACAAAAUUACAAAAAUCGCGAAAAAUAUUUUAAAAUUGAACGUAACUCGAGAAAAAAAUGCUAAAAAGCCCGAAAAUAUCGUUUUUGUGUCGAAAUAAUUAUUAAAAAAAUAUUUUUUUAGAGAAUUUGUACAAAAAAAUGGUAAAAUUCGAUAAAAAUGUGUCGUCAUUCUUCCUGCAAAGUUGGAUAUUGGCAAUUUUGUUAAAAUUUAUCGUUUGUACGAGCGACACGGGCAACAAUAUCACGAGAAUAGCCUUUGGCGGGAUACGAGAUGCCUUGCCAGCUGCUUACGGAGACUUUAAUUCCGACGAGUUGACAGAUAUUUUCAUCUUAACUGAGGGGCAGCAGACCGUACAAAUUUUAUAUGGCAGUACGGAUUCGGAUCAACUGUUCCGCCCUGGAUCGCAAUGCAAGUUUGUCGGUUACGGCAACAACAGAAUCACGUCAGUUAUGCCCGGAGACUUUGACGGCGACGCUUUUAUGGAUUUAUUGGUGACUGUACAACAUGAAGGGCACGAAAAUUUGCGAGAUGUCUUCAUUUUGUACGGUUCGGGUGACGAUUUGAAUUGCACAGGCACGCAAUUUGCCGUAAUUAAGGAGAUGCGAGGCGAACCUCUCGUACUGGAUUACGAUCAUAACAUGACAAUGGACCUGUUUGGCUUGGAUAAGGAGGAAAAACGUAAAUUCUGGUUGUUUGGCAGGGAAAGAGGCGUUUUCAAGGAAGUUGUCGAGAUGGAAUGGCAUGAUAGGGCUGUCGGCGAAGUCAGAAUUCCGCAUUCGCAUGCGAUUUUGGACUUGAAUCACGAUUUUAAUGCGGAUUUGGUGGUUUCAUGCAAAGAUGGGUACGAAAUUUGGCACGGAAAGAAGGAGAAGGGGUUUGAAUUUACGCGAGCGAUUAAAUUGGAAGAGGUGUCGUCGAGCGUUAUUUGGGGCUCGGGCUACUACGGGCAAUCUGUGUUCAUGGAUGUCGAGCUCGAAGGGCGGCUAAACAUGGUAGUGCCCGUUUGUUGGAGCAGCGAUUGCAAAAAUGCCUCGUUUCUCGUGUGGACUGAUCGCCCGAUGCCGUAUAACGUGCCCGUUAGUCUCAAAGACCCAAGCGGGAAUUUUUGGAUGUUUGCCAUGGAAAAAGGCAAAUUGUACGAAGAAACGGUGACUUUACGUGUGGGCGACUUCAAUCUCGACGGAUAUCCCGAUAUUUUGGCGACUCUCAGUCAUGGCGGCACGAAAAAAACUUUUUUGCUGAAAAAUGAGGAGAACGGUGUGAAUCGCGCGACUUCGUUAUCGCGAAAAUUCGAGGUUCAAUGGCAUAAUGGGUUCAGUAGUUACGGCAAUAACACGAUUCAAGGAUCAUUUUUCGACUUUUAUCAGGAUGGCACGUUGGAUGUGAUACUGGUUGAACGUUACGGCGACAAAUAUCAACCUUUCGCCUUCCGUAACUCCCUGGAUUACGACGCAAAUUUCAUCAAAGCGAUCGUUUUGACGGGUCUCAAAGGCGAUCGCAGUCCCUCGUCGAUGACGCCACUCGGAAAACGUCGACAAUAUUACGGAUCGAACAUCCCCGGGCCUCGUAUCGAGUUCAAUACGACGACGCAAGAGGGUGACAAGCAACACGGAACUGCCGCGCAACUCUCACAAUCAGCAUAUUUUGCGUUGCAGUUGCCGUAUACCGUUUUUGGGCUCGGAAGAACGCCAAAUUUCGUCGAUUCGCUUACCGUGGGUCUCUUUACGUUGCACAAACAUCACUCGCAGGUCAUUCCGAACAGUCAGAUUAUAGUUGUGCCCUCGCCAAUCAACAGGCCAGAUCAUUGGGCGGUGCAGCUGUUCGUGACGCCAAGCAAACUCAUCUGGAAUUCCGUCAUUGCCAUGAGCGGCGUUUGCAUUACGAUUCUUUUUAUCAUCUUGGGACUUCAUUUCAAGGAGAAGCGCGAAGAUAAGUUGGAAAAACUCGCGGAAGCGCAUCGUUUUCACUUUGAUGCGAUGUAAAAGUUGGAGAAAAUGUCCCAAAAACCUACUAAUUUUUAAUGUGAUGUAACUUUUUAGGUAUUUACGAAAAUUUAUUAUUUAUCACGCGGUACUUUUAUUUUUUAAGAGAAAUUAAUAAAAGAAAUAUUAAUCUUAAAAAAAGAUUUUAAAUUAAUUAAAAAGUUAAUUUUGCGGAAAUUCUUUUUUUCAAAC
Messenger RNA from Culicoides brevitarsis, 2184 nucleotides. RefSeq names its product T-cell immunomodulatory protein. The record is from RefSeq and is a predicted model, not a curated record. The transcript is spliced from 2 exons. Gene Ontology annotation, cellular component: plasma membrane. Lineage: Eukaryota; Metazoa; Arthropoda; Insecta; Diptera; Ceratopogonidae. Bases 148 to 1992 code for a protein of 614 amino acids.